AUGAUAUCUUAUUAUUACAGGAUAUCAAUCUUACAACCUAUCAUGGCAACAAAUUUGACAGGAAAUUAUCAGAUAAAAGAAAUUGAAUCACCAUCAGGAAUUUUUUUUAAUCAUUUAACAAAAAUAAAAACAACAAAUUCAAAGUGGAAAUUGUCAGUCUAUGUGAAUUUAACUACGUAUGAUGAUAAUUUUGAACAAAUUAAGAAAUUUCAAAAGGAAACGGUAAAACAUUGUUUAAAAAUUGCAAAAAACACAGAGAUAGUUCCAGUAGAGCACUUGGUAAUUUGGUCGUAUUUAUGCGAGCAAUUUAAUACAACAACAACAUCAUAUAUCCAUGACAUAGAGAAAACGCGACAACAGAUAAACUAUGCAGUUAGUAGAAACGAACGCUAUAGAAGAGGAUUGAUAAACGGAAUUGGUAGACUAUCAAAAACGUUAUUUGGAAUAUGUUCGGACGAAGAUUAUGAAUUUUUUGAUAAGAAAAUAAGCGAAAUAAGCGAAAAACAAAUUAGGGUCAUUCACGAUAUGCAACAGCAAACGCGGAUAGUACAGUCAACAGUACAUGAUGUGGAUAAAGAAAUGGUGAAAAUACAACAAAGCGAAACAGCGAUAGUAAAUAAUAUAAAUAAGUUGCAAAAUACAGCGAACAGAGCCGAUAAAAGGAUAAAUGAAAUGGAAGUUAGACAGAUAAUGAACGAGCAAACUGAGGAGUUAAAUGUUUUGUUAACACAACAUUCAUUCCAAACUCACAAUCUAGUGGCAAUAGUAAAUACAGCACAAGUAGGUCAUAUGCAUUCUAGCAUUAUUUCAGCGACAAAUUUUUUAGCAGAAUUGCAACAAGUGAGAAUACAAUUAGAUUCGAGAGAGAACUUUACUAAGUUAAUGAAAAUGAGUAACUUCCAAGUAAUAAGAGUAGCAGAUACAUUGAUAUUCAUAAUAGCCAUUCCGAUAGUCGACACAAGAGAGUACCGCCUAUACAAGUCAAUACCAUUGCCUAUAAAGCAGAAAAAGUCAGUAUAUGCGUUAAUUCAACCAACGAACAAAUACUUAGCCAUGUCCGAGGAUAAUGUGUACUCAAUAUUCAUUGAUGACAUAGAGUUAAGCAAAUGCAUACAUAUGCAAGAAUAUUAUAUUUGUUCGAACACACAGACGCACUAUAUUCAAGAAACGGACAAUUGUGAAGCGAAAUUAUUUAGUAGUCAGGAUAGAGAUGUAAUACCAAAAGCGUGUGAAAUAAAAGUUACACGCAUUCAAAAAUUAGUAAUACACAAAUUAGAUAAUGAGAAUGUUUGGUUGUACACAGCAGAGCAACCAGCGACGAUCAACAUCGUUUGUGCGAGGGGAGAACCAGUGUUGCAAACCUUGAAAAACACAGGUACAAUCUCUCUGACGUAUCCGUGUCAUGCGAUAACGAAAGAAUAUGAGCUAACCCCCACCAGAUCGAUAGUGACGAAAACAUCGUAUGAUUUCAUUCCAAGGGUGAACAUAACGGCGAUUAUGAAACAAUAUUACACUAGUAGGAUAGAGGAUGAUUUUCCAAAACUGAAUAAUUCAUACAACCCUGAUUUUCAUUCAUUAGCAAAUAACGCAAAACAAUUAGAUUUAUUAUUAAAGUCACAGGUAGAUAAUAGUGGAGAAUACGUAACUGUGUCUAAUAUAACAUACGUAACAAUAGGAAUAGGUAUAGGGAUAUUAGUGUUAAUAAUUGUAAUAAGUAAGAUAAGUUUUAGCCUAUACAAGCAAAAUAAAAUGUCAAUGAAUUAUAUUAAAGCAUUAAUAAAUACAAAAUCAGUAGACGACAUACAAUGCGUAGAAAUUAAGUAG
This is a messenger RNA of Macrosiphum euphorbiae (potato aphid), 1824 nucleotides long. Lineage: Eukaryota; Metazoa; Arthropoda; Insecta; Hemiptera; Aphididae. The record is from the annotation of a GenBank genome assembly.